Messenger RNA from Molossus molossus (Pallas's mastiff bat), 3366 nucleotides. It is a transcript of the gene KIF11, whose product is annotated as kinesin family member 11. Gene Ontology annotation, cellular component: spindle microtubule; nucleus. Gene Ontology annotation, molecular function: plus-end-directed microtubule motor activity; ATP binding; microtubule binding. NCBI's taxonomy places the organism in Eukaryota, Metazoa, Chordata, Mammalia, Chiroptera, Molossidae. The transcript is spliced from 22 exons. The record is from RefSeq and is a predicted model, not a curated record. The coding region runs from base 118 to 3288 and encodes 1056 amino acids. Gene Ontology annotation, biological process: mitotic spindle assembly; microtubule-based movement.
UGGAGAGCGGGUCCGCCGAACUGAUUCCGUCGAUUUUCCCUGCCAAGCCAGCACCCGGCUGGGGAGGAGCGCAUCCCAGCCCGCGCCAGUACCAGGCCUUUUUUCGAGGGUUCCGUCAUGGCGUCCCAGCCGAAUUCCUCCACGAAGAAGAAAGAGGAGAAGGGGAAGAACAUCCAGGUGGUGGUGAGAUGCAGACCAUUUAAUUUGGCAGAGCGGAAAGCUAGCGCCCAUUCUGUUGUGGAAUGUGAUCAUGUACGAAAAGAAGUUAGUGUACGAACUGGAGGACUGGCCGACAAGAGCUCAAGGAAAACAUAUACUUUUGAUAUGGUUUUUGGAGCAUCUACUAAACAAAUAGAAGUUUAUCGAAGUAUUGUUUGUCCAAUUCUAGAUGAAGUUAUUAUGGGCUAUAAUUGCACUAUUUUUGCAUAUGGCCAAACUGGCACUGGAAAAACCUUUACAAUGGAAGGUGAAAGAUCACCUAAUGAAGAGUAUACUUGGGAGGAGGAUCCUUUGGCUGGUAUAAUUCCACGUACUCUUCAUCAAAUUUUUGAGAAACUUACUGCUAAUGGUACUGAAUUUUCAGUCAAAGUGUCUCUGUUGGAAAUCUAUAAUGAAGAACUUUUUGAUCUCCUUAAUCCAUCUUCUGAUGUUUCUGAGAGACUACAGAUGUUUGAUGAUCCCCGUAACAAGAGGGGAGUGAUAAUCAAAGGCUUAGAAGAAAUUACAGUACACAACAAGGAUGAAGUUUAUCAAAUUUUGGAGAAGGGAGCAGCAAAAAGGACAACUGCAGCAACAUUAAUGAAUGCAUACUCUAGUCGUUCCCACUCAGUUUUCUCUGUCACAAUUCAUAUGAAAGAAACAACAAUUGAUGGAGAAGAGCUUGUUAAAAUUGGAAAGUUGAACUUGGUUGAUCUUGCAGGAAGUGAAAACAUUGGCCGUUCUGGAGCAGUUGACAAGAGAGCUCGGGAAGCUGGAAAUAUCAACCAAUCCCUGUUGACUUUGGGAAGGGUAAUUACUGCUCUUGUGGAAAGAACACCUCAUGUGCCUUACCGAGAAUCUAAGCUAACCAGAAUCCUCCAGGAUUCCCUUGGAGGACGUACAAGAACAUCUAUAAUUGCAACAAUUUCACCUGCAUCUCUCAAUCUUGAGGAAACUUUGAGUACAUUGGAAUAUGCUCACAGAGCAAAGAACAUACUGAAUAAGCCGGAAGUUAACCAGAAACUAACCAAAAAAGCCCUUAUUAAGGAAUAUACAGAAGAGAUAGAGCGUCUGAAACGAGAUCUUGCUGCAGCUCGUGAAAAAAAUGGAGUGUACAUUUCUGAAGAGAAUUUUAGAGCCAUGAAUGGAAAACUAACUGUUCAAGAAGACCAGAUUGUAGAAUUGAUUGAAAAAAUUGGUGCCCUUGAGGAGGAGCUAAGUAGGGUUACAGAGUUGUUCAUGGAUAAUAAAAAUGAACUCGACCAGUGUAAAUCUGACCUGCAGAAUAAGACACAGGAGCUUAACACCACUCAAAAACAUUUACAAGAAACUAAAUUACAGCUUGUUAAAGAAGAGUAUGUCACGUCAAUUUUGGAAGAUACUGAGAAGAAACUUCAUGAUACUGCCAGCAAGUUGCUUAACACAGUUGAAGAAACUACAAAAGAUGUAUCCGGUCUUCAUUCCAAACUGGAUCGUAAAAAAGCAGUUGAUCAGCACAAUGCAGAAGCUCAAGAUAUUUUUGGCAAAAAUCUGAAUAGUCUGUUUAAUAAUAUGAAAGAAUUAAUAAAGGAUAGCAGCUCAAAACAAAAAACCAUGCUGGAAGUUCACAAGAACUUGUUUGGUAACCUGCUGUCUUCCAGUGUUUCUGCAUUAGACACCAUUACUACAACAGCACUUGGCUCUCUCACAUCUGUUCCAGGAAAUGUGUCUACACAUGUUUCUCAGAUUUCUAAUAUGAUAUUAAAUGAACAGUCAUUGGCAGAAGAAAGUAAAACUGUACUUCAGACAUUGAUUAAUGUACUUAAAGCAGACCUUCUAAGCUCACUGGAGAUAAUUUUAUCCCCCACUGUGUUGGCUAUACUGAAAAUCAAUAGUCAACUGAAGCAUAUUUUCAAGACUUCGCUGACAGUAGCUAAUAAGAUAGAAGAUCAGAAAAAGGAAAUGGAUGGCUUUCUCAGUACGCUGUGUGACAGUCUACAUGAACUACAAGAAAAUACGAUUUCUUCCUUGGCUGAGUCACAGAAACUAUGUGAAAAUUUAACUGAAGAUCUGAAGACGGUAAAGAAAAUCCAUUCACAGGAACUUUGCCAGUUAAUCAAUCUUUGGGAAGAGAGAUUCUGUGCUUUGGAGGAAAAGUGUGAAAGCAUCCAGAAACCACUUAAUAAUGUCCAAAAAAAUACAGAGCAGAAAUCUAAGGAUAUACUCAGCAAAACAACUUCUCACAGUACAAAAUUUUGUGCUGAUUCUGAUGGCUUAUCACAGGAACUCAGACAUUUUAACCAAGAAGGUACACAGUUGGUUGAAGAGUGUGUGAAACACUGUGAUAAACUGAAUAACAACUUUGAAAUAACAUCUCAAAAGAUUGAACAGACAUGUGAGGCUCUGAACACAAGCACACUUUGUUUUUCUGAACAGUGGGUAUCUUGCUUAAAUAAAAGGGAAGAGGAAAUUCAAAACUUAUUGGAGGUUGUGAACCAAGGUUGUAAGGCUGCAAGUUCAGAGAUUACUGAAAAAUUAAAUGGACAUAAAGAAGCUAAUGAGAACCAGCGUAACAUUUUUCUUGGUCAGAUAAAUAUUGAUGAAGAAAAAUUAAUGGCACAAAGUCUAGAACUUAAUGAAACCAUAAAAAUUGGUUUGACUAAGCUUAAUUGCUUUCUACAACAGGAUCUGAAAAUGGAUAUCCCAACAGGUACGACACCACAGAGGAGAAAUUAUGUAUAUCCAUCAACACUGGUGAGAACUGAACCACGUGAACAGCUCCUUGAUCAGUUGAAAAGGAAACAGCCUGAGCUGUUAAUGAUGUUAAGCUGUUCAGAAAACAACAAAGAAGACACCAGUCAGGACUCCGAUGAAGAAAAGACAGUUUUGGAGCACACUGUUGAAGAACCUCCAAGUCAAGAGCCAUCUGUAGAUGCUAGUGUGGAUUGUUCAUCAAGUGGUGGGGUUCCAUUUUUCCAGCAUAAAAAAUCAUAUGGAAAAGACAAAGAAAACAAAGGAAUUAAUCCAGUGGAGAGGUCUAAAGUAGAAGAAACUACUGAACAAUCUGUUACAAAGAGCAGAUUACCUCUACGAGCCCAGAUAAAUCUUUAGUUAACUUGAGGGGUUUUCAUUUUAUUUUUAAGAAAAAUUAAAAAUAAAACCUGUAACCUCAACUUGAGCUUUGUGUAU